AAUACUAAGUCAUAUCUGAGGUCAACAACAAUUGAAGAUGCAGUCAAUGAAGGAUGCAGCUACCUCCACCAAGGCCGGCAUGGAGAAGGCCGAGGCCACCAUGAAGGAAAAGAUGGACCAAAUGAAGACAAGUGAUCCUACUGAGAAAGAGAUGGCUAGAGAAAGGAAAGAAGUUAGACAAGAAGAUGCAGAGAUGAAGAAACAGGAGGCCCGCCAUCAUAACGCAACAGCUGGUCACGGUGCAGCUGGUGGUGGUUUUGGUACUGGUACUGGUACUGGCUUUACAACGACUGGAUAUAACAGGGGUGACACCGGUGGCUAUGGCGGAGGCGGAAUUCAUGACGUCAACCCUACUGGUGGUGCUGGCUUCACCACAGGCACAGGAGGCCUCAGCCACAACAGAGGUGCUACUGGUGGUGGCUAUGGCGGAGGCGGCAUCCAUGACGUCAACCCUAGUGGUGGUGGUGCUGGGUUCACCCACAACAGAGGUGAGACUGGUGGUGGCUAUGGAGGAGGCGGCGGUGUUUAUGACGGCAGCCGUGGGUACCCCACAGCGGAUACUGGGACUGGGUAUAACUCAGCAAGGCCAGUUGGGUCAGAUGAAAAUAUGGAUAUGGGGUAUGGUGGAGACACUGGGGGUGGGUUGGGUUAUUCAACAACUGGGACAGGGGACCCUAACAAUCCUGGGACAAGAAGGAACACUAGGGGUAACUAGGAUUGAUCCUUAUCAUCGAUCCUACUAAACUAA
Molecule: messenger RNA, 748 nt
Organism: Hibiscus syriacus
Lineage: Eukaryota; Viridiplantae; Streptophyta; Magnoliopsida; Malvales; Malvaceae
Product: late embryogenesis abundant protein D-113-like
Exons: 2
Coding region: 38-715 (225 amino acids)
Biological process (GO): embryo development ending in seed dormancy
Source: RefSeq, a predicted model, not a curated record